AUGUCGUUUGACCCACACAAUGUCGACCUGGAUACGGCAGACGCCGCCCAGAUUGUAUGCUACCUCAAUGCAGAGGGCAACGAAUAUGAUGGACGCAUGGGUGCCCGCAUCUCUGCGAUCUUUGUUAUCAUGAUCGUUUCAUCCAUCGCCACAUUCUUCCCCGUCCUCGCCCAGCGUGCCCCCCGCCUUCGCAUUCCUCUUUACGUCUACCUUUUCGCCAAAUACUUCGGUGCUGGUGUCAUCAUCGCAACAGCUUUCAUCCAUCUCCUCGACCCAGCCUAUGGUGAAAUUGGCAGCAACUCCUGCGUCGGAAUGACCGGUCACUGGGCUGACUACGCUUGGUGCCCUGCCAUCGUCCUCACUUCGCUCAUGGUGGUUUUCCUCAUGGACUUCGGAGCCGAGCGCUGGGUCGAGAUCAAGUACGGGAUUUGUCGCGAGGAUCCAGAGCCCAUGAUGGCUUCUGGUGCCGAGGUUCACCGUGUUUCGUCCCGCGUGUCGGCACGACACUCCGAUGAUAAGCAGGUUAAGGAGAUCGAGUCCCAGUCCCAAGAGCUUGCUAUCGAGCGCUCGGUCAAGCAGCAGAUUGCCGCCCUGCUGAUUCUGGAGUUCGGUGUCAUCUUCCAUUCAGUCAUUAUUGGUCUUAACCUUGGUGUGGCCGGUGAUGAAUUCGCGACUCUUUACCCCGUUUUGGUCUUCCAUCAGUCCUUCGAGGGUCUGGGUAUUGGUGCCAGAAUGUCCAGCAUUCCCUUCAAGAAGGGCAGCUGGGUUCCUUGGAUCUUGUGUACUGCCUAUGGAUUGACCACCCCUAUUGCCAUUGCUAUUGGACUUGGUCUGCGUGAGACCUACAACCCUGGCUCUUUCACAGCCAAUGUUGUCUCCGGUGUCUUGGACUCCAUCUCUGCUGGUAUUCUUCUCUACACUGGUUUGGUGGAGCUGCUCGCCCGUGACUUCUUGUUCGACCCACACCGCACCCAAGAUGAUAGACGCCUGGCUUUCAUGGUGCUCACUAUGCUUCUUGGUGCUGGUAUCAUGGCCUUGCUUGGAAAGUGGGCUUGA
Messenger RNA from Penicillium olsonii, 1056 nucleotides. The record is from the annotation of a GenBank genome assembly. Lineage: Eukaryota; Fungi; Ascomycota; Eurotiomycetes; Eurotiales; Aspergillaceae.